Coprinopsis cinerea okayama7#130 is the source of this 1419-nucleotide messenger RNA. Its product is annotated as serine/threonine protein kinase. The record is from RefSeq and is a predicted model, not a curated record. The transcript is spliced from 5 exons. The coding region runs from base 1 to 1419 and encodes 472 amino acids. Lineage: Eukaryota; Fungi; Basidiomycota; Agaricomycetes; Agaricales; Psathyrellaceae.
AUGAGCAUUGAGGAGUCCUUCGGACGAAUUGCGAUCAGUGGCACAGCGAGUGUGGGAAAGCUCUCGCGCUGUGAUCAGUUAACCAUCAAACUCCGACAAAGCUCGAUUCGUUCGAACCACCACCUCGUUCUUCUUGAAUCCCAUUCCAACAACCUCCUGCAAACUUCUACGAGUCCCGUAUCACAGAAAGCCCCAACUAAAUUCAAAGGCGCACUGAUGGCGUCGACCCCUUACCAAACCCCUCCCCGAAACGGGAGUCGACAAGCACUGGGUAUGGCGGCAACGACUAUAAACAAUAAAGUCACCCCGCGUCACGGCCCCGCACCCCCUCUGCAAUACGACGACACCAAUACCCAGCUUCGCCCAGAAGUUGGUCACUUCAUGAACUUCGAAAUGGUCGGGUGCAGCGUGGAUGUUUUCAUGAGCCACUACAUGCCAAGCUACAAGCGAGCAACUGUCAAGAAGGUCAUGAGUCGUUUGAAAAACCAGCUCCCACCUUCUCUGGUGAAACGCCACUCGUCCCUUGUUGAAUCCAACGGACAGCAGCCAGAGAGGAAUCCUUACCCUUUCGUCUUUGAUUCGUUUAAGUACCGCCCGGCCACAAUCAACGGAGUGAAGGACUUCAAUGAGAAGUACUCGUUGAAUGUAUCGACAAAGCAGAUUGAGAAGGCUAUCUUUGAGGCCAUCGAGAAGAUCGACGCGGCUGUCAGAGACGCACUCAAGUCUCUUGGGAUUGAGGUCAAUGAAUUCUCCAUCCGCAUGUGCCCUGACACCAAUCUACUUGCCGACCUCGACGGAGCCACUCAGAGGAUCGACGCGUGUAUGACGGCCAAGAGAACUGGGCGUCCUCAUAUCACGGACAUCAUCGUAGCUUUCGAGUUCAAGGUCAAGCGCACAGAGGCGACUAUUGAGCAGAACCGUCUUCAGGUUGUGUCGCACGUCAACCAUGUGAUGAGCGACGACCCUCGACGUCUAUUUGUAUAUGAGGUCACGAUCGAGGAUGAUCGUGUCACGCUUUGGUACUUCUCGAGGUCCCACUCUGCGAAAUCCGAGUCGUUCAGUAUGAUCGAGCACCCGGAUCUCUUUGUCGAGGUAAUCGUCUCGCUCGCGUGUGCAACGGCGGAGAAACUUGGCAUUGAUCCCUACGUUCACUUGGUGAAUGAUCAGCGCUAUGUCUACGAGUUUCCUCCCAAUAGAACACGACUCCAGUCGGAGUUUUACCUGACUGACGGUGUUCUCUCCGAAUAUCGCUCCCUACGGCUCACUGGUCGCUGCACACGGAUCACUAUGGACUCCAUACCGCGCAGAAGCUAUCCGGUUGCCGUACAAUGGCUUUUGUUAUCCUCAAACCGGACGAUUCUGGUCAACUCAGAAAGUCGCGAAACUUCUAACUUUUUCCUGAUUUCACACCCCGUAUGA